AUGGAAGGCAUCGACAGACGCGAGGAUAUUGAGCAGCUCUUGCGAUCUGUAAUUACGUCAUCAUCCUUAACUAUUCAAGGUCUGAAUGUGGAAUUUUAUGGCAAAAGUUUCAUGGACAUCUCCCAAUUGAUGACAGUGCAUGCAUCAUUAUGUGACAUAGUGAUGCUCAUAAACACUGCUUAUGGUGUUGUUGCGCUUAUGAUUACAAUCACCUGCCUAAUACAUUUAAUCAUUACACCGUAUUUUUUAAUAAUGGAAGCUUAUGGUAGACGUGAACCAUUUUUUCUUGCGGUACAAGGAUUAUGGUGCAUCUUUCAUAUCUGGAGAUUAUACAUGAUCGUACAGCCUACGUAUGCUGCUACAACACAGGUCGGUUCAUAA
Messenger RNA from Acromyrmex echinatior (Panamanian leafcutter ant), 381 nucleotides. RefSeq names its product Gustatory receptor 43a. Gene Ontology annotation, biological process: sensory perception of taste. Gene Ontology annotation, cellular component: membrane. NCBI's taxonomy places the organism in Eukaryota, Metazoa, Arthropoda, Insecta, Hymenoptera, Formicidae. The record is from RefSeq and is a predicted model, not a curated record.